UAUUUCCCUUAGAUGACAAGCCUCACUUCCGGGGUAAACAUCAUGUGUUUGUCGUUUCUUCCUGUCUUUCAUUAGUAAACAUCGACUGGGCAAACCGUCAGAGGCAGUCGAGGCGACAUUGGUGAUGGAACAUCAUCCGCCGGUAUCACCACAUCAACACACGAGGAAAUGGCUGAAAUAAGACUUGGCAAUAGACACGGAGGAGGAGAUGAGAGCGACUCACACCUCCGGAGGAUCAACGUGCCGCACGUACAACAGUGUUACCACUGGGACUGCGGACUUGCCUGCGUAUCCAUGGUGCUCAAAUACUUUGAUAUCCCCAGUGACCAGGUGUACACCUCCGACCUGGACAGCCUGCAGUGUGGAGAGAGCGUGUGGACUAUUGACCUGACGUACCUGUUGAAGCGGUAUGCCAUCCCCCACCACUACUUCACCACCACCCUGGGAGUAGACAAGAACUACAGCAAGCAGGCCUACUACUGCCGGAACUAUGACAAGGAGUCAGUUCGGGUCAACAAGGCGUUUGACGAUGCCAAGGCUAAUGGCAUCAUUGUGGAGCAAAAGACGCUGAGUGUUGACGACAUCAUCUGUCACCUGAAGACUAACAAUCUGGUCAUUAGUCUGGUCAACUGGACGCAGAUGGAGUGUAUCUGGUGUGACUCAGUGCGAAAAGGUUGUUUGUGUUGCUUGGACCUUUGUGCUGGAUAUCAAGGUCACUACAUCGUGUUGUGUGGGUACAACAUAGACAAGGGUCACAUCUACUACAGGAACCCAGACCAGGGAGGCCCAGACAUGUGCUGCAGCCGAUUCAGCCAGUACGACAAGGCCAGGAAAAGCUUUGGUACAGACGAGGACUUGUUGUUCAUAUUCAAGAAAACAGAGACCGAGCAAGAGAAGAGUGGGAUGGAAUAACUGACAGAUCAGAAUCAGAUUAGGCAGAAUCAUCAUCACGAUCAAACCAUUUGAUCCAUAAUGCCAUUACAAGCAUUUGUCAAAGUAAAAAAUCAAACCAUUUUUACCCCAAAAUGGUGACAUUUCUUUGCUGAGAUUUCUUUGUAUCAAAACUUUACAUGUUUUGGGGAUUUUUGCCUUUUUGAUGUGAUAUUUCACAUUCAUAACAUGUUUAGAAUUGUAAAUGUAUGCAUGGGAAUGUGGACUGCACGAUGAGUUAUCUCCCUUGUUUCAUGGGAUCAGUCUGUGUGUAACAAGACUGUUGAAUGGCCCAAGUCAUUCUCAGCUCUCAUACUGUUUCACUUGAUGUUGAGCUGGUGCCAACUUCUGAACCCUAAUGAUGUGUCAAAUUUGAACUGAAUUCUUUAUUUUUAUUAUUUAUUUUAUACUUGCAUUUUGUCAAAUAUACUUAUCAGAUUAUUCAGUUUUAUGGGUCAACAUGAUCCAUCAAACUAUGGCAUUAUACAGAUAAUCACUUGUUUGUGUCACUGUCUUGCUUCAUCAGAAUAUGGUUGUAAUAUUUGUCAAACUAUAAUUUUGUUACCCAAAAUAGAAGUGUCACCCUGUGAGGAUUCUGGGUUAGAAAGAAGGUCCCCUGCCACCUAUGCUGGUCGUAAGAGGGGACUAAAUGGAACAGGUAGUCAGGCUCGGGGACUUGGUUGAUGGUGUCACAUUGUUUUUCACAAUAUCAAUCACUGGAUUGUCUGGUCCAGACUCGAUUAUUUACAGACCGCCGUCAUAUAGCUGGAAUAUUGCUGAGUGGGGUGUUAAACAACAGUCAAACAAGUGGACACAAAAUACAGAAAGUGAGAUGAAAGCAGAAGAAUUCAUAGGUUGCUAAAACUUGACAUCCAAGAUGCUGUACAGUGUGAGGACAUGAGUGUGCUUUAGAGAGUGUCCACUUUGUAGAGUUGGCAAUGGAUCAGUCACUGACGCUGUACAGUGUGAGGACAGGAGUGUGCUUUAGGGAGUGUCCACUUUGUAGAAGUGGCGAUGGAUCAGUCACUGAGGCUGAACAAUGGGAGGAUAGGUGUGUGCUUUAGGGAGUGUCCACUUUGUAGAGGUGGAGAUGGAUCAGUCACUGACACUGUACAGUGUGAGGACAAGUGUGUGCUUAAGAGUGUGUCCACUUUCACAGUCGUAUUCAUAAAGUUCAUUGUACUUCUUUGAAAAUAUCAGAAAACUAAAACAAAUUAUUUUUUAAGAUGGGGAAAAAAGCCAAAAAUGAAAAAAAAAAUGCUUUAAUACAGAAACACCACCACAAAAUGAGGAAAGUGAAGAAAUCUACACUGUUGACUUACCAAAGAAUUGCAGCGUUUUCAAAUAUUUUGUUUUAGUGCCUGUAUGAGAGGGAGUCUAUGAGUGCAGUAUGGACAAAACAACCCCCUGACUGGGAUCCAUCAUUUGUCACAUAUACUGCCAAUCUCAUUCAAAUCAGAUCAGAGUUCUCGCUUCCGCUAAACAAAGUUUUGAGGACAUUCCAUUACAGGUCACGUCAGAACGACCUUUCGCGAAUUUUGACCGACCACUGAAAUGACUUACAAG
Molecule: messenger RNA, 2496 nt
Organism: Haliotis rufescens (red abalone)
Lineage: Eukaryota; Metazoa; Mollusca; Gastropoda; Lepetellida; Haliotidae
Product: protein GUCD1-like
Exons: 9
Coding region: 169-912 (247 amino acids)
Source: RefSeq, a predicted model, not a curated record